AUGUACAUACACAGAAAUACACAUGCACAGACACAUGUACAUACAUACACAGACACGUACACACAGACACAUGUACGUACAUACACACAAACACACACACACAUACAUGUACAUACACGUAGACACAUGUACAGAUACACACAUGUACAUACACACAGACACAUGUACAAUUGUACAUGCAUACACAGACACACACACAUGUACACACGCGUACACACACACACGCCCCCCCCAUAAAAGUUGCAGUACUUCGUUCUUCACUCACAGAGCCGGGUACUGCACUCUAGGGGGAGGCAGAGAGCACAGCACACACUCCUUGCUUUGCUUAGACUGUGUUUAACUUUUGAGCAGUCUGACGGCUCCCAGUGCCAAUGACAGAUCCGGCCUGAGCUCGGAGCCUGCUCAGCAAGACGGCCCUGGGGGACACACUCGCCCCACCAUAAUUUCCACUCACCAUUGGCGAGCAGGUGAGUGGAAAUUUCAAACCCUGAUGUA
This is a messenger RNA of Staurois parvus, 495 nucleotides long. NCBI's taxonomy places the organism in Eukaryota, Metazoa, Chordata, Amphibia, Anura, Ranidae. The record is from the annotation of a GenBank genome assembly.